Messenger RNA from Penicillium atrosanguineum, 3462 nucleotides. Its product is annotated as guanine nucleotide exchange factor. Gene Ontology annotation, biological process: positive regulation of GTPase activity; Ras protein signal transduction. Gene Ontology annotation, cellular component: plasma membrane. The coding region runs from base 1 to 3462 and encodes 1153 amino acids. The record is from RefSeq and is a predicted model, not a curated record. NCBI's taxonomy places the organism in Eukaryota, Fungi, Ascomycota, Eurotiomycetes, Eurotiales, Aspergillaceae. Gene Ontology annotation, molecular function: protein binding; guanyl-nucleotide exchange factor activity. The transcript has 3 exons.
AUGGAAUCAAUGAAGCCGAACAUACCACCGUUAAAGAUCGCCAAGUCGAAUUCGAAUUUAAUCGAGUUGAACACGAUUUCCGACGACUCGAAGCUCGUUCCGGGUCGUUUCUAUUCCACUCUCAGCCAGCCUGAGAUGACUCCGCCUAUGACGCCUUUGGGAACGACAGCACACAAUAUGGAACAAGAACAACAAGAACAGCCAGAACCGCAAGAGGCCCCGAGGGCCGUCUUCCACAACUACCUCCGCGCAUUCUAUCCUUUUCACCCGGCCGGCAAUGUAUCGCCAUCGACGGUCACUCUUCCCUUGGAGCAGGGAGAUAUCAUCCUGGUUCACUCCGUUCACACCAAUGGCUGGGCCGAUGGUACUUUGUUAGAUUCUGGGAAUCGCGGCUGGUUGCCGACAAACUAUUGCGAAGCAUACGACCAAUUACAGAUGCGCCCUUUGCUUAAGGCCUUGACUGACUUCUGGGAUAUCAUUCGAGGAGGAUGCGGGUCAUCGUUGAAGGAUUUUGGAAACCAAGAUUUGAUGAGAGGUCCGAUUGCUGGCGUUCGAUUUCUUCUGGAGAAGUCAGAGUGUUUGACUCGGGAAUCACUUUUGGUUAGGAAAUAUGACGGGCUUCGCAGGAUCCGGAAGGCUUUGCUCUCUGAUCUUUCGUCGCUUGUUAAGACUGCUAAGAGGUUCCAAGAUGUUGCCAAUGGAACACCCGCGGAGGAUGAGGUCGAGGCCAUUCUGGAUGAGAUGCUGCUGAAGGCUUUCAAGAUCGUGACUCGUGGAGUUCGAUUCCUCGACGUCUGGAAUGAGGAAGUUGGUCUGACGAGAACUAUCGCCGAACUGGAAGGCGCGAACGAUAGCCAUAGCCAGUACGACUUACCCCCAACCCCGGCAUCGGAGAGCUUCAACAUCGUCGACGUGCCUGACGAUCGAAACGAAUCCCGCCUGUUGAACCGCAGCCGCAUGGAUCAGAGUCGCGCAUCAAUACGGACCGAGAUGCUUGACCACAACCCUCGGCCGAUCUCAGUGUCAACAAAACGCAUCUCUGUGUCUCACAGGAUAUCCUACUCCGGACCUUCGUCUGCCGUUCGUUCGCAGAACUUGGCCUCGGAACGCCUGGGCACUUCCUAUGACGCCUUCCUCGGCGUGCUUGGAUCCUUCAUCGGGCUUCACAUGCAAUCUCGCUCUUCCACCGAGUUGGUUGUUACUACUCAACAGGCUGUUGAGUCCUGCCGCGCCCUGUUGAAUGUCGUCGAGACUGUUUGCGAGCACGACGGCCAGCGCACUAUGCUCCUGGAAGAAGCACGCGAGGCCAUGUGUGAAAAGCUCUCGGACCUUGUUCACGCCGCACGCGACGUCUUCCGUCCAGCCAGUGGCCAGGAGGAUGACCUCAUCUUCAUGCCCGACGAGGGCAAGCGCCUGGUUGACGCUGCUACCGACUGUGUGCGAGCUGCUGGCACCUGUCUUGCUAAAGCCCGCCUGGUACUGGAGCAGAUUGGCGACAUCGAGCUCGAUCCUGUUGAGACUGGAACUCAGGAACUACCUGGCAUUGCGGACUCGCAGGAGCCAGCCGACACACCCAGUGAAGAGAAGCCCCAAGAGAUCUCCCUUCGUCUACCCCCUCCACCUCUUCAGAUUCCAAACUCGACCUACUCACCCGCGACCCCUGCCCUUACCGACGCGACCACACCAUCUUCUUUCCAAUCGCACCUUAACUCCUCGACCAACCACUCUGCCCUCUCUUCUCUCCCCAACUCUGCCAUCCUUCCCACCCAUCUCGAAAACAUGUCCUUCUCUUCAUACGAUAGCGGUUACCGUGAGAGCCACCCCAAGUCGGACGUGAGUGAGACCUUCAGCCGAGGUGUCACAAGCACGGGUAGCAGCUUCACUUACAACAGCCACCUCCGCGACUCAGAAAUGAGCGGUGUCUCUCGUACUUCCACUCGAGCCACCUCCCCUGACAUUAGCGGCAGCUUUAACCAGCCGUCGCUGAAGGAGAGUACCUACGCACAUGAGUUGAUCUACAAGGAGGGCCAGGUGAUGGGUGGGAGCCUUCGUGCUUUGAUCGAGAAGCUCACCGCCCACCAAUCCACUCCUGACGCGUUGUUUGUUUCCACUUUCUACCUCACCUUCCGUCUGUUUGCGACCCCCCUGGAGUUUGCCGAGGCCUUGACCGAGCGAUUCGAGUACAUUGGGGAUACCCCUCACGCCGCCGGACCAGUCCGCCUGCGUGUUUACAAUAUCUUCAAGGGCUGGCUUGAGUCUCACUGGCGCCACGACCGAGACAACGAUGCCCUGGACUUCGUCGUGAACUUCGCCAACACUCGCUUGGUCGUCGAGCUUCCAACCGCUGGCAAGCGUCUCGCGGAUCUUGCUGAGAAGGUCUCGGCCGUUCAUGGACCGGUUGUACCGCGCCUGGUGUCUUCGAUGGGCAAGACCAACACUGCCAUUGCCCAAUACAUUCACCCUGACACUCCUCUUCCAGUCCCUAUCAUUGGCAAGAAGGAGUCCCACUUGUUAAAGCAGUGGAAAACCGGCGAUGCUGCGAUUACCAUUCUUGACUUCGACCCGCUGGAGUUGGCUCGUCAGUUGACUAUCAAGGAGUCCCGUAUCUUCUGUUCCAUUCUUCCCGAGGAACUCCUCGAUACUGAAUGGAUGCGGAAGUCGGGCUCUCUGGCCGUCAACGUUCGCGCUAUGUCGACCCUCUCGACUGACUUGGCUCACUUGGUCGCUGACUCUAUUCUGUAUUUGGAGGAGCCCAAGAAGCGCGCGGCCACUAUCAAGCACUGGGUUAAGAUUGCCAACAAGUGUCUUGAGCUGAACAACUAUGACUCGCUCAUGGCUAUCAUCUGCUCUUUGAACUUGUCAAUGAUCUCUCGUCUCAAGCGAACUUGGGACAUCGUGUCCCAGAAGACCAAGACAUCCUUGGAACAUCUCCGAACCAUCGUGGACGUCUCUCGGAACUACGCGGAGCUGCGCAAGCGUCUGCAGAACCAUGUGCCUCCGUGUCUUCCUUUCGUCGGGACCUACCUCACUGAUCUGACCUUUGUCGACCACGGCAACCAGUCUCUCCGCACUCUCCCCACCGACGAAGGCGAGAUGGCCGUGAUCAACUUUGACAAGCACAUGAAAACAGCCCGCAUCAUCAGCGAGCUCCAGCGCUUCCAGAUUCCUUACCGCCUGACCGAGGUUCCUGAGCUGCAGACUUGGAUGCAGAACGAGCUUGUGCGUGUCCGUUCCAACGGCGAAACCACCGCUCAAACCUUCUACCGCCGAUCCCUAGUCCUAGAGCCCCGUGAGGGCUCUCGCAGCGGCACCAACCUGCAAGCCCAAGCUGCCGCCCAGGCUGCCGCACAACCUCAACCCGAGUCCAACACGUCCACUAUUCUCGAAAACGCAAAGGACAAGUUUGACUUCCUCUCAUGGACCUACCCAUCCAAGCCUAAGUCCGUCGCGACUCACGGCUAA